Molecule: messenger RNA, 1290 nt
Organism: Amaranthus tricolor (Joseph's coat)
Lineage: Eukaryota; Viridiplantae; Streptophyta; Magnoliopsida; Caryophyllales; Amaranthaceae
Product: peroxidase 27-like
Exons: 7
Coding region: 1-1290 (429 amino acids)
Biological process (GO): hydrogen peroxide catabolic process; response to oxidative stress
Cellular component (GO): plant-type cell wall; plasmodesma
Molecular function (GO): heme binding; peroxidase activity
Source: RefSeq, a predicted model, not a curated record
AUGAAUAAAAGCAAGAAUAACCAUAUAAUCAUCAGAUUAAUACAAUAUAUUCUUCAGUUGGCAAUACUAGUCAAAGAUUUGCAUCCUUUAUGUAGCAUUCCAUUAGAAGGCGAUGGUGAUGAUUUUGCUCCAUGUAUUGAGUCACCUGAGAUUGUUCUUUCACGGGUGGAUGAUAGUUUGAACCACUGUCAGAUCGUACCCGGAUCCUGCGAAUACUGUCACUGUAGGAUGAGUUCGGAUCAAUUGAAGGAUAUUUGGUUAACAUUCCUAUCAACUCUCUUUGACAAUUACCACUUCUAUAUAAGAAGCUUGCAAGUAGAAACAAUAAUCCACAAUACACUUAUUCUUUUUUCUCUUAUCUUAAACCUUACCAAUGGUCAGUGCUUAAAGGUAGGAUUUUAUGAAAAGUCAUGUCCUCUUGCUGAGGCCAUUACAAGGAAUGUCAUCAAACAAACCUUAGCUCUUGCUCCUUCACUCUCGGGUCCCUUAUUGAGAAUGUUUCAUCAUGAUUGUUUUGUUAGGGGUUGUGAUGCUUCAGUCUUCUUAGAUUCUCCUACACAACAAACAAAGAAAGAUGCAAUUCCAAACAAAAUACUAAGAGGAUCUGAAGUUAUAGAUAGAGUUGAGAGCGAAUUGGAAAUGUAUUAUUCAGGAAUUGUUUCGUGUGCUGAUAUAAUAGUUUUGAUAUCAAGGAAUGUUGUAGUGAGGUAUAGUGGAAGUUCAUGGAAUGUUGAAACUGGAAGACGAGAUGGUGUUGUUUCAUCCCUAAAUGAAGCUUUGGCUAAUUUGCCACCACCUUUUGCAAAUAUAACGUCUCUCAAAACUAAUUUUCAGCAGAGAGGACUUAGUCAUAAGGAUCUUGUUGUCCUAUCAGGGGCACAUACAAUAGGCAUCGCUCAAUGUUCUUCAUUCAUAAACCGCUUAUACAACUUCUCAGGACAAGGUGAUAACAACUCUUUUGAUCCCACCAUGGAUCCAAAUUAUGUCGUUGAAUUAAGGAUGAAGUGUAUGAAAAACGGGCCAAAUAAUUUAGUGGAUAUGGAUCUUGGAAGCUCCAAUAUUUUUGAUGCGCACUACUAUGAUCUUGUGUCUAAAAAUAGGGGAUUAUUUCAGUCAGAUGCUGCUUUACUUGACGAUGGUGAAACUAAUAUUUACGUUCAAACUCACAAGGGUGGCAAUCCAGCAAGCUUCUUUAAAGACUUUGGGGUAUCCAUGGUUAAUAUGGGUAGAAUUGGUGUUCAUACGGGUACUGCUGGUCAAAUAAGGAAAGUUUGUUCAAAGGUUAACUAA